AUGGAGGGCUACGACAAACUCGCCGCCCUAAUGGCUGGCGACAAGGGCCUGUCUAUCUUCCGCUCUUUCAAAAUGUUGAAUACGAAGAACCUACUCUUCCUGCAGGCUGAGAUUGCCAUCAAGGAGAAGGAAUUUAAAGAGAUCAUGCUCAAGGAUAGACAGUCGGGGGAUAAGUACCGCGAGAAAUAUUCUUCUUCGGUGCGGUUACUGAAGGGCAUGGAUGAGCCUUCAGAGCAAUGGCGGAAAUGGCUAGAAAUCAGGGAGCUGUUGGAGAAGUAUAAUACGGCCUUCACGCAGCAUGCACAACUGCUUCGGCUUAAACCGCCACAUAAGCGGGAUCUGGACACAUUCAGAGAUUGGUUGGAUGAUAAUCCCAUUUGUGUCUUUCCAGUAGAGUGUCUCCAAUGGUUUGGGGAGAAUGACGAGGAGAGGGGGGACCUUGUUGCGCUGUCAGGGAGAUAUGAGAAUGUCGAUUUGCUGACAAACUGGGUUUUCCAAGUCGUGAUCCCAUUAUAUGACAGGCUUAUUGUGCAUUUCCGCCGGCUCUUUGGGACCAAAAAGCAUGGGGAUAUCGAGACUGGGCCGGUAUAUUAUGAUGAUGAGAAAAUCAUCCGCGCUACAAGGCUAACAAGCAUUAUAACGUCGUCGGUGAUACCAGCGAGUUCCAUGCUGGUGUUAUACCUCGUCAAUAAUAUGGUUGCUCGGUUGAUCAUCAUCAUUGUGUACAAUAUCGGGUUUUCGAUAAUAAUCGGUCUAUUGGCGAAGGCGAGGCGAGUUGAGGUGUUUGCGGCUUCGACAGCUUUUGCCGCUGUGCAGGUUGCGUUCAUUACCAAUUUUCCCCGGGACUAA
Aspergillus nidulans FGSC A4 is the source of this 849-nucleotide messenger RNA. RefSeq lists its product as uncharacterized. The record is from RefSeq and is a predicted model, not a curated record. The coding region runs from base 1 to 849 and encodes 282 amino acids. The transcript has 4 exons. Lineage: Eukaryota; Fungi; Ascomycota; Eurotiomycetes; Eurotiales; Aspergillaceae.